Messenger RNA from Mustela erminea (ermine), 1718 nucleotides. It is a transcript of the gene BCAT2, whose product is annotated as branched chain amino acid transaminase 2. The record is from RefSeq and is a predicted model, not a curated record. Lineage: Eukaryota; Metazoa; Chordata; Mammalia; Carnivora; Mustelidae. Gene Ontology annotation, biological process: L-valine biosynthetic process; L-leucine biosynthetic process. Gene Ontology annotation, cellular component: mitochondrion. Bases 135 to 1316 code for a protein of 393 amino acids. The transcript is spliced from 11 exons. Gene Ontology annotation, molecular function: branched-chain-amino-acid:2-oxoglutarate transaminase activity.
AUUGGGGCUGCCCGACCCGCCUGCCGCGUAGGGCAAGCAGCCCUCCAGCGGGAGGGGGCGUGAGCGGGGCGGGGCCGGAACGUCUUUCUCCCGGGCCGCGCCCCGGGCGGGCACAGUUACCCGCCGCACCGACCAUGGCCGCAGCCGCACUGGGACAGAUUUGGGCCCGAAAACUCCUCCCUGCCUCUUGGCUUCUGUGUGGCCCCAGAAGAUAUGCCUCAUCUAACUUCAAGGCGGCAGACCUGCAGCUGGAAAUGACGCAGGAGCCUCACCAGAAGCCUGACCCCAGCAAGCCCCUGGUGUUUGGGAAGAUAUUCACUGACCACAUGCUGGUGGUAGAAUGGAAGGAGGAGAAGGGCUGGGGCCAGCCCCGUAUCCAGCCCUUCCAGAGCCUCAUGCUGCACCCCGCCUGCUCUGGCCUCCACUACUCGAUGCAGCUCUUCGAGGGCAUGAAGGCGUUCAAAGGCAGCGACAAGCGCGUGCGCCUCUUCCGCCCCUGGCUCAACAUGGACCGGAUGCUGCGCUCGGCCCUGCGCCUCUGCCUGCCGAGUUUUGAUAAGGUCGAGUUGCUCGAGUGUAUCCGCCGGCUGGUGGAAGUGGACAAGGACUGGGUCCCUGAGGGCAAGGAUACCAGCCUCUACAUCCGGCCUGUGCUCAUCGGAAACGAGCCCUCCCUCGGCGUCACCCGCUCCUCGCAAGCGCUCCUGUUUGUCAUUCUCUGCCCCGUGGGCGCAUACUUCCCCGGAGACGCCGUGGAUCCUGUCUCCCUCCUGGCCGACCCAACCUUCAUCCGGGCCUGGACAGGUGGGGUGGGUGACUACAAGCUGGGGGGGAAUUACGGGCCCACCGUGUUGGUGCAGCAGGAGGCGAAAAAGAGGGGCUGUGAACAGGUGCUCUGGCUCUAUGGGCCUGACCACCAGCUCACCGAGGUGGGCACCAUGAACAUCUUCAUCUACUGGACCCACGAGGAUGGGGUGCUGGAACUGGUGACCCCCCCACUGGACGGUGUCAUCUUGCCCGGAGUCGUCAGACAGAGUCUGCUGGACCUGGCUAGGACCUGGGGUGAGUUCCGGGUGGCAGAGCGGAAGAUCACCAUGAAGGAGUUGUCUCGGGCGCUGGAGGAGAGGCGGGUCCGGGAAGUCUUUGGCUCUGGCACCGCUUGCCAGGUCUGCCCUGUGAACCAAAUCUUGUACCAAGGCAAGCAUUUGCACAUUCCCACCAUGGAAAACGGGCCUGAGCUUAUCCUCCGCUUCCUGAAGGAGCUGAAGGCGAUCCAGUACGGAGCAGGAGCCCACGACUGGAUGCUGCCAGUGUGACGCUAGACUCAGCCCUACCUCUUCCCGGAUCCACCCCCACCCCCGCGGCAUCUAGUCCUCCACGGGUCCUCCCCUCCCUACCAAUGACUCACCUGAAGUGCAAUAUGAAAUAAAAGGCCGGAGGCUGCCGAGACGCCUGGGUCUCUGGCGCCCCCACAUGGUCUUGACACUCCCAAAGCCAUAAGGGUCAGACCCAGGCGUCUAGGCCCCAGCCCCGCCUCUCAGAUCUUGGGGGAUUUGGGCUCCCCGCUGCUCCGUGUUGUGGGGUCAAGGAUACACUUUGACCCGACCCAACUCGACUUCGCAUCUCUCCGUUCUCAGACCGGAUCUCCCGGUGCUGCUGUUGAUUUUUUUUUUUUUUCCUUUUGCUGCAAUUUUGAAAUAAAUGCCAAAGAACAAGCC